AUGCUCCCCCUAAACCUCCUGUCCCUCCUCCGCCUCCCACAAAUCCUAACCCUGGACCUCACAGCCGUCAACUGGGAAGCAUGGCUCACCCUCAUCCGCACCGAAGCCAUAAUAAGCAACGUCUGGCAAUACAUCGAUCCAUCAAUCCCAAACGAGCAAGCCAUCCCACUCCUUCCGCCCAGAGCUGCGAUUCCAUUACCAGCUGAUAUUGCCCAUCUUUUCGCCUCUGCGGGUGCCGCCGUGAAUCACGAUCAGGACCAGGGUCAGGGUCAGGGUCAGGAUGAGGGUGAUGCAGCGGAUGAGAAUGUGAAAAAGGCAGAAAGACAAUACCUCCUCGCAACCCUGCGGCAUGACCGCGAGCGCGAAUGGAAAAUUUACGAUGAGAAGCGGGAUUCGUUGCGCGUUAUCAGGGCAUAUGUGCUUGCGACGGCGCCGGCGAAGUGGGUUACAUACGACGAUGAUGGGGUUGUGGGUGGAGGAUCGUACAAGGAUGUCAGGAGGUUGUUGGUGGAGUUGAGGGAGAGGGUGGCGGACGUUAGGGCGGCGAGGGCGUUGAGGUGGCAGAAGGUCAGGGUGCAGGAGUUGCAGAAGCAGCAGGAGCUGCAGCAGAGGGGUGCUGGUGCUAGUGCUGGUGCUGGCGCUGGAAUUGUUGGAACUGGAGCUGGGGCUGUAGGUGGGGGUGCUGGCGCUGGAACUGCAAAUGUUCGUGUUGGAUCUGGGGCUGGAGCCGAAGCCGGAGCUGCAACUGGAACUGGAACUGUAAAUGUUGGAGCUGGUGCUAGUGCUGCUGCGGGCAAUGCGACGGUUGUGACUCAGGGGAACUAUGGCUAUCCUUCGCAAGAAGUCUGGGGCGGCUAUGUCUUUCCUGCACAAGGAUACUGGGGUUGA
Molecule: messenger RNA, 888 nt
Organism: Talaromyces amestolkiae
Lineage: Eukaryota; Fungi; Ascomycota; Eurotiomycetes; Eurotiales; Trichocomaceae
Exons: 1
Coding region: 1-888 (295 amino acids)
Source: RefSeq, a predicted model, not a curated record